AUGGGCAUGGUUUUGCCUGGUGUCGUUGGCUUCAAGUUAACUGGGAAGUUAAGGAGUGGUGUCACCGCCACUGAUCUUGUUCUUACAGUGACACAAAUGCUAAGGAAGCAUGGCGUUGUUGGCAAAUUUGUUGAAUUCUAUGGUGAAGGUAUGGGUAAGCUAUCUUUAGCUGACAGUGCCACAAUUGCGAACAUGUCACCAGAAUAUGGAGCUACAUGGGCUUCUUUCCUGUGGACCAUGUUUUUGCGGUGCCCAAGAAAGCCUUUGAGUUGGGUCGUGAGUGGCCUUCAAGAAUACUUGAACCAGCAAGGAUUUCAUAUUGUUGGCUGUGGUUGUACCACUUGCAUUGGAAACUCUGGUGAUCUCGAUGAAUCUGUAUCAGCUGCCAUUACAGAAAAUGAUGUUGUUGCUGCUGUUGUUCUGUCGGGUAACCGUUACUUCGAGGGUCGUGUGCACCCUUUAACUCAGGCUAACUAUCUUGCUUCGCCACCUCUUGUUGUUGCUUAUGCACUUGCUGGAACUAUAAGUUUGUGUCUUCUCCCACAUAACUUAUUGUAG
Molecule: messenger RNA, 558 nt
Organism: Miscanthus lutarioriparius
Lineage: Eukaryota; Viridiplantae; Streptophyta; Magnoliopsida; Poales; Poaceae
Source: the annotation of a GenBank genome assembly